AUGGACCGCUAUAUCGCCAAUUGUUUCUAUCGAUUAGCCAAAAUUCCGAAAAAUAAAACCCCUGGGCUUUUACAACCUUUACCCGUACCGGAUCGACAAUGGAGCACCGUCGUCGUAGAUUUUAAAUCAAUGCCCAAAUCGAAAUCGGGAAAUAAUAACCUAUUUGCCGUUCCAUGUAUAAGGACGGCUACCGUAAAAGAUACAGCCAUAAUAUAUUACGAGGGUCUUUACCGCAUUUAUGGUUUACCCACGAAAGUUAUUUCCGACAAAGGUCCGCAAUUCGUAUCAGAUUUGAUCGAUAAAAUGUCCAAGAUCUUGCAGAUUAAAUGGAAGCUUUCGACGGCCGGGCAUUCCCAAACAGCAGGGCAAAUAAAGAUUAUAAACGCCUAUAUCGACUAA
Molecule: messenger RNA, 399 nt
Organism: Pyricularia grisea
Lineage: Eukaryota; Fungi; Ascomycota; Sordariomycetes; Magnaporthales; Pyriculariaceae
Exons: 2
Coding region: 1-399 (132 amino acids)
Biological process (GO): DNA integration
Molecular function (GO): nucleic acid binding
Source: RefSeq, a predicted model, not a curated record